Messenger RNA from Trichomycterus rosablanca, 4799 nucleotides. RefSeq names its product NHS like 3 (gene nhsl3). The transcript has 8 exons. Bases 231 to 4436 code for a protein of 1401 amino acids. Gene Ontology annotation, biological process: cell differentiation. NCBI's taxonomy places the organism in Eukaryota, Metazoa, Chordata, Actinopteri, Siluriformes, Trichomycteridae. The record is from RefSeq and is a predicted model, not a curated record.
GGCCAGCACAGUGCUGGUGCUGGAGCAGACAAGAGGCGGAGGACUGACCAGCAUGGAGCUUCAGUCACCCCGAAAAAGCUGAAAAAACAGGACAAGCAGUUUGGACAGAGGAAGAGACAAAAGCAGACCAAAAGAGAAAGGAAGAGAAAGGAGAAAGGAACCCCUUUGGAUUUGUUAUUAUAUUGCAACUGAUAUAUCAGCGGAACAGACUGAUUAAGACAAACAAAAGGAUGUCCAGGAGCAGCUCGACAGGAGACCUUGUACCAAGGGACAUUACAGAAAUACUGGCCUUGCAAAGUAAAGUCAGCAAAGGCAGGACUAAACGUGCCACCUCGCUUGGACGAGCCUUCAGCUGGUUUAAAGGAAGUAAUUUAAAGAACAGCGCCAAAAAUGAUCAGAGUCGGUCCGGGAGUCUGGGAUGGACUGGAGAGUUCACCACAACCAGAGAGGAUCAUGGCAAUCAAGACUGCUCCAAAGCUGGGCAAAAGCAAGACCAACAAGGAAAACUGAGCGUACAUUACAUAGCCUCCCAACAUUACCAGGAGAAUGUGUUCAUUGAGGGUAACAGACCAAAGCAUUUGGAAGAUCUGCACAUAGAAGCACAAGAAGGGCUAAAGAUACUACAACAGGAGGUGCAAAACAAUGAACUGGACUUUCAGGAUGAUCAUUCGAUUUCCACAGCUACUACACAACAAGAAAAAGAUGUAAAUUGCCUUGUAGAAGAUGGACACCUGAGUUUUGACAGCAAUGCUGAUCAGUCCAUCACAUCAGCAUGUACUGUAUCUGCACUGUCCACAAGACCUGUGCUAACACGCCAAGGUUCAACAUUUAAGCCUUUGAACAGUGUAAAAAGGCUGGACAAGACCAAAAAAAGAGGCAGACGAACAACUAUUAUGGGAAUCCCGCAACACGUUCAAAAAGAGCUAUGUAUGGGAAAAGAGGCUUUACUGAAACAGCUCCCAGCUGGUGAAGAUGAUGGAACAGUGAUAAUACCCGUAAUUGAUGGUGGUGUGUCCGUUACAAGUCAUAAUGGGGCACGGGUACACCUACAGGAUAUUGAAGCUCUUCAGGUUUUCAGAGAGGAGCAACUUCUUAAACAGCAGAUACAAGCUGUGUAUAGAGAUGACUCACUUCUAACCAGUAAAUCUGGACGACAGCCAUUUCUUAUGCAGAGACCAAAGUCCUUGGCUGUACCAGAGUUAACAACUGUCUCCACUUUCCUACAAGAACCCCAGGGCCCUGUGAUGUCUAUCUCACCACAGGCAACAUAUUUAUCCACAAUUAUUCCCAAUGCAAUCCUUCCUUCUUCAAUAGAUGUGAUAGAAAUUGACAGAAAUUGUCACCGACGCAGUGUUUGUACAGUAAACAAGAAUAGCUUGGCCUCAGCAAGUCCAGGUUCUUCAUGCUCAGAAGGGGGUACUCACGAUGAACCACCUUCCACCACUUUCAAAUGGAGCGGUUCACAAUCAUCUGACACUAUCGUUUCUAACCCAUCUACCAUAUCUUUUAAAGGAUGUGAGCCACCUUCAAAUGAUGUGGACAAAAUGAAGGACGUGACAGAUUUAAAUGAAGAGCGGUUGAGUCUAAAAAGCUCAGCAAGUUGGUCAAGCUCAACCAGCAAAGCCGCCAGGCAGAGACCGGAGCAGGGGGAACUGAGCAAUGCUCAAUUGUGCUCUCGUAACCUGUCAAUAAUAAAGGCUAAACUACCACCAAUACCACCACCAAGGAGAACAUGCUCUUCACACCAUGAAAAUCUCACACAAAGGCCAAGAAAAUCUGCAAAUACAACAGAUAUUAAAUACUUGGGAUUCAACGGUGGACGAAAAGACGAAGGACUCAGUGAAAAAGAAGAGACAUCAAUUUACAAUGAAAAUACUUCUACCUGUUCUCCAGUCUCAGUAUUUUCAGAUGAUGCCCACUCUCUGACCACCAGUCCGUUCAGUCCUGUUCAAAAGUCUGCUUAUGCUCUUAAACCAAAUGACUCAUCCCCAGAAAAUAAAUUUGAAAGAACAAUGUCCCCUUCAAGUGGAUACUCCAGUCAAAGUGGAACACCAACUCACUCGUCAAAAGAUAUCUGUCCAUCCUCGCCAAGAAGGCUAAAGGUCAAACCUCCUAAACCAGAGAGGAUAAGUGUGCGAAUAUCUCCUGUAGUUUCAGUCUCAUCACUGGUUUCCAUAACAUCCACUACAUCAGACCAAGCCAGUCACUUUAUACAAACCACUGCACCACAGCCAUCAAGUGUUUACCUUACUGUAACAACAAAAAAUGUGUUGCCUCCUACAUCUGUAGCCACAACCUUCAGGGAACUGUUUGACAUUCCUCCUCCACCCAAAGUAAAAGCACCUUGUCCACCACCCCCUGAAACCUGGGCUCACAAUAAAUGCACAACUGAACUUUUAUUUGGCCUAAAUCCAAAUGCCCACAGGCCAUAUGAGCUUCAGAAACCAUGUGAAAAAAAGUCAACACAUAAACUUGAUGAAAGACAGGCAGUAGUAGAACACCAAUUAGAAGAGGCAAAAAAUGUUUCCUCAGUAGUUAAAGAACAGGUGACUCUGGAUAAGACUCCAUCAAAUCCAUUAAUCCAAAAAACAGAUGAUUUCCUAUCUCAAGUUCACCACCAACAACAAAAAUUGGACCAAAAAAGCACAGUAACAUCAUUAACAUUCGCUGGGAACAAUAAUCAAAAACCACAAUCACCAACAAAGCAGUUGGAUAGUAAGUUAUGUCAUGAUGGUGGUAAUGGUUUAUCAGAGAGUAACAAUUUUACCCCAAAGGCUGAAGAAACAUACACACAUGACCAAUAUUUAAUCAAUCACUGCACUGACAGAGACCUCCCAAAUCAUAAGCCCACACAAACAGUAACCAUAGAAGGUCCUGAGACUAUUGAACUCUCUCAGUCUUUCUCACCACCUUCUGAACAUCCUCCUCUCUCUUCACAAAAGGAAGAACUACAGUCUGGGAUUACAAAGGAACUCUCCAUUCUAGAGUCUUCCUGGCCUCCACCACCUCCACCUAUGGACGAAUCAUCUGACUUGGUAUUUGAGGGGCAUGAUGAGAUAGACUUCCCUCUUCCUCCACCACCAGUCAUGCAUGAAUCAUUUUUAGAAAAUCCUGACAACUGCAAUAAAUCAUCAUCUGGACCGAAGGACAAUGCAAUUCCAGAAGAGUGCACUGAUGUAUCAGAUAUGGUCAGUAACUCAGAGCAAAACCAAAAGCCACAAAUUAUUAUAAGCACAACAGUGGAGAACAUUUUUAAAGAAUCGACUCCCAAAAUUUCAGAAGACAAACUACUUGAUCAAUCAGACAUCAAACCACAGUCUGCUGAGGAUGUCUCACAAGCUGUCACUGAUACGGUUUGUUUAAAAACAUCAGUGCUUCCUAAAACAUCUACAUUGCAGAAUUUUCAAACGUCACCUCAGAAGAUUACUCCUGAACCCCAACAUGAUCUUUCAAAUCCACUAACUCGAGCAGCUAAUGAUUUCUCACAACAAACAAUGACUGAGUCUGCUGCAACCUCCUCAGAUGUGUCACCAUCAUCUGUUCUUUCAGCAGAAGAUGAGUCCACUGUUAAUUUUAGGAGGCAACCAAAUUCAGCAAGUAAAGACAACAAAAGCAAAGAACCAUUGUCCAACUAUAAAUCUGCACCAAAUUCAAAAGAGGAUGCGAACAUUCCCCUGGUCACGCCCUCUCUACUUCAGAUGGUACGUCUACGUUCAUUAAAUGUUGAAGACCAAGUUGCACUCACACAGGAUAGCAAAGCUGGCACUGAACCCAGUCCAGACCCAGAUCAGUGUGUAUCAAACAUGGUAACACCACAGAAACCUAUUCGGAAAUCAGUGCAGUUAUCUAUAAAGUCAUCAUCUACUAUCCCUGCUCCCUCCAUGUGCCUUCAAGAGGCAAUACGUAUGAAGACGGCUGCCAUGUCCUCCAGUGGACUUUCAGCGAGGCCCAAUCUAUGCUUAUCAACCCCCACCACAAAUAGCAAUCAUGACCCUGUAACGUCCCAUAAAACACCUGACGAUGGUGACCUACAUAAGUCUCCUGCCUCAACAGCCAGCUUCAUUUUCUCCAAGAGCACAAAGAAAGUUGUCAUAGAGACCCCCGCAUCUCCAGAGGCCCAGGCAGGUCUCAAGCAGAGUCUUGCCACAGAGCUCAUGCAGAUUUCAGAUCAGACUAAGUCAGUGGUUAUGAAUGGCACAAAAAAGCCUGUCAAGAUCCCUCCACCUAUUGCUAAGAAACCAGUUUGUGUACCGAUUCUGUCAGAUAAGGUUGGAACUGUCACAGCACUUAAAAUGGAAAACUCCUCAAGCAAGCAGGAAAACGGAGUAGCAAAUCAGCAAAGGACAUUACAACCUGCUGGUCAGCAAGCACAAUCCACUGGAAACCAAAUGCUAGCAAGAAGAACAGAAACUCCAAGAACGUUUGAAGUGUCCUAAGCAAUGUUUUAAAUGAACUGUUUGAAGGAUAAAAUCAGACAAGAAAACAAUAAAAGGGUUAAAGGAAGCAAGGUCAAGCAACCAUGGACAAUGUAGCCAUUGUAUUGUAAAUGCCUUAGCCUGAAUACGGCCUUCAUAUUUAUGCAACAACAAAUCAGUUAUGAUUCCUUUGAUACUAUAGCUUUAAAAUAUUUUUAUACACAGUAUAGUUUUUGGUUCACUUCACAGAUUAUAAUUAUUAAAACAGCCAGUUAACUUUGUUAGUUAGUUGGCUGCUGUGAUUAGUUAGACGUGUCUGUUACACUUGCACCACCUAGUGGUUAUAAUGGGUAGUAAUCUGUUGAUGCAUGCUCAAUAAUCCAG